Messenger RNA from Chelmon rostratus (copperband butterflyfish), 1314 nucleotides. RefSeq names its product NIMA-related kinase 12 (gene nek12). The record is from RefSeq and is a predicted model, not a curated record. Bases 1 to 1314 code for a protein of 437 amino acids. The transcript has 2 exons. Gene Ontology annotation, biological process: protein phosphorylation. Lineage: Eukaryota; Metazoa; Chordata; Actinopteri; Chaetodontiformes; Chaetodontidae. Gene Ontology annotation, molecular function: ATP binding; protein kinase activity.
AUGGAUAAGUACGAGCGGGUUUUGUGCCUGGGCAGUGGAGGAGCAGCAGACGUGUUCCUGAUGAGGCAUGUGGAGCGCAGCAGCCUGCACGCGGUGAAGCGGAUCAAAGUCAUGGACUCAAGGACAGCAAAAACACAGAAGGCGAUUCUGCAGGAGGCUGACAUCAUCAGGAGGCUGCAGCACCCUCACGUUGUGACAUGCAGCGACGCCUUCGUGCACCCUGAUGAUGGAUUCAUUUACAUUGUGAUGAACUACUGUGACGGUGGGACAUUAGAUGACAAAGUGAAAGAGAGGAAACCAAAGCAGUUUUUCACAGAGGUUACAGUGAUGGGGUGGUUUGUGCAGGUCGCUACGGCUGUGAAUUACAUACAUGCCUCUAAGAUACUACACAGGGACAUCAAAACCUCCAAUGUGCUGCUAUCAAAGCGAGGCAUGGUGAAGUUAGGGGACUUUGGGAUAUCCAGAGUGAUGACCAACACAGCUGAUAUGGCCUCCACAUGUGUGGGGACACCCAGCUACCUCAGUCCUGAGCUUUGCCAGGACGUCCCAUACAGCUCCAAGUCUGACAUCUGGGCUUUAGGCUGUCUGCUGUACGAGGUGUGCGCUCUCAGACCUCCGUUUGCAGCCACAAACCUCCUGAGCCUGUUCUACAAGAUCACCAAAGGAGAGUAUGAGCCUGUGGAUAACGUGUACUCUGACGACAUCUGCUCUUUGAUUCACAGGAUGCUCUGCCUCAACCCCGAAAACAGGCCAAGUGCUGCCUGCAUACUCAGCAGUGGCUGUGUGCGAGACCACCUGGAGUCCCUCGCACACACAGACACUGAUGGUGUUGCUGUGACUGAUCCUAGAGGGGAGAGCUUUAAUAUGAGAGAGAAGAUCACAGACGUUCUCAGUCAGUCCCACUCAUGGGAGGAGAGAGAAGAAGAUACAGAGGUCACUUCCAGUGAUGUGGAGGAGGAAGACCAUGACGCUUUGUGCGCUGGAGGACAAACCUACUGCGACUAUCCUGAAGACUUUGAUGAAGAUGAAAGUGUGUCCUCUCUUGAAGAAAACACAGACCACUCUGGGUCCAUGACGAGGAGUGACUCUGCUGAGCCUGAUGCGCUCCCAGAGGCUCCUGAUGCGUCAGGACAGGUUGAGUACCCAGAUGACUUCGAGGAGGCUGAGCUGGAAGACGAAUAUGAGGACGAAGCAGCCUUGGUCCACGCUGCGGCUCCUCAGCAGCCACAUGACGACCCGCUGGAGGAGGAGUUUCAGCUGUGUGAUGCCGGAGGACUGACCGUCACCCUGAAAGCACUGAAGGAGAAGGGCUAG